Messenger RNA from Limulus polyphemus (Atlantic horseshoe crab), 801 nucleotides. RefSeq lists its product as uncharacterized. The transcript has 2 exons. Lineage: Eukaryota; Metazoa; Arthropoda; Merostomata; Xiphosura; Limulidae. Bases 1 to 801 code for a protein of 266 amino acids. The record is from RefSeq and is a predicted model, not a curated record.
AUGACACAUGCUAAAGCUGUUGUUUGUAACACUACUACCGUUGGUGCUAUUUGUAACACUAUUACUGCUGCUUGUAACACUACUACUAUUGGUGCUAUUUGUAACACUAUUACUGCUGCUGCUGCUUGUAACACUACUACUGUUGGUGCUGUUUGUAAUAUUACUACUGUUGGUGCUGUUUGUAACACUACUAAUGUUGGUGCUAUUUGUAACAUUACUGCUGCUGCUUGUAACACUACUACUGUUGGUGCUAUUUGUAACACUAUUACUGCUGCUUGUAACACUACUACUGUCGGUGCUGUUUGUAACAUUGCUACUGUUGGUGCUAUUUGUAACACUACUACUGUUGGUGCUAUUUGUAACACUACUACUGUUGGUGCUAUUUGUAACACUACUACUAUUGGUGCUGUUUGUAACACUACUACUGUUGGUGCUGUUUGUAAUACUACUACUGUUGGUGCUGUUUGUAACAUUACUACUGUUGGUGCUGUUUGUAACACUACUACUGCUGCUGUUGUUUGUAACAUUACUACUACUGCUGCUGUUUGUAACAUUACUACUGUUGGUGCUGUUUGUAACAUUACUACUAUUGGUUCUGUUUGUAACAUUACUACUGUUGGUGCUGUUUGUAACAUUACUAUUAUUGGUGCUGUUUGUAACACUACUACUAUUGGUUCUGUUUGUAACACUACUACUGUUGGUGCUGUUUGGAACAUUACUACUAUUGGUGCUGUUUGUAACAUUACUAUUGCUACUGCUGCAUCUACCAUUAGUGUUUUUGCUGUCAGUUACUUGCUUUGA